AUGAGUUUAGUAAAAAUAGAUUUUAAUAGAAAAAUUGUAAAUCCGGUUGAUAUAAUUGCCAAACUGGAGAAAUACAACACGGGACUUACUUGUGAUCUGGUGCUUAUUUCCAAUAAAAUAUGUGAACGUGGUGUUUACCAACAUGUCACCAGUGAACUUGUCGCGGAAAUCGCCGCUUCAAUGGCUGCUAACCAUCCUGACUAUAUUUCCUUGGCUACAAAGAUUGAUCAAGCUAAUGUACGUGAGAUCUGGGUCGAAAGAUCCCUUUCCCUCCCCCCCUUUGUUACAUAUGAGGUUUAUAAUACCAUCACUAAGCAUGCUAAAGAGUUGGAGGCUAAGAUUGUGCCUGAAAGGGAUGAUUACUAUGAUUAUAUUGGUUUGAAAAUCCUCGAGAGAUCUUAUCUCUUGAAGAUAAACGGAAGGGUUGUUGAAAGCCCUCAACAUAUGCUGAUGAGAGUUGCAAUCGGGAUUCAUAAGGAUGACAUUGAUUCUGUAAUCCAGACUUAUCAGAUGAUGUCAGAGGGGUGGUUUACUCAUGCUUCUCCCACACUCUUUAAUGCUGGGACACCAAAUUCCCAAUUGAGUAGCUGCAUUAUGAUAUGCAUGGUCAAUAAUAGCAUUGGAAGAACUUAUGAUAUUUUGAAGGAAUGUGCUGUUGUCAGCAAAUCAGCAGGGGGUAUUGGUGUCUCUCUUCAUAAUGUUGGAUCAACUGGUGGAACAAAUGAAGAACAACGAGCUCUGGAUUUGUCUUAUGCUCUUUGGGUACCUGAUCUGUUUAUGGAAAGAGUUCAGAGUAAUGGCAGUUGGUCUUUGGCUAAUUGUUGGGGUGAAGAUUUUGUAAAGCUCUACGAACAAUACGAAGCAGAGCCGAGGUUAACCAAAGAAAUGCAUGUGUUAGAAAUCGGGCCUUACCAAAGAAAUGAAUGA
Lactuca sativa (garden lettuce) is the source of this 927-nucleotide messenger RNA. The record is from RefSeq and is a predicted model, not a curated record. Lineage: Eukaryota; Viridiplantae; Streptophyta; Magnoliopsida; Asterales; Asteraceae.